AUGGAACGUUCUGAGCACUACACUCUUGGACGUAAGGUGAAGGUAGAAUCAGAUCACAAACCUCUGGAAAUAAUCAACAAGAAAAGCCUUAUAUCUGCGCCAAAACGACUGCAACGAAUGCUCUUACGUCUGCAAAAGUUUGACUACGAAAUUGUAUACAAACGAGGACUUGAAAUGUAUCUUGCCGACACACUGAGUCGAGCCUACCUUCCUACAGUUCAACUACAGAAACAUGAUUCAGAAGAUCGAGUACUCGCAAUUACCGAUCGCUCAAAAUCGGAAAAGGAUGCUGAAUCCAUAACCAUGAGCGAGUACGCCAAUAUCUCAUCGGAUACUUUGAAAAAAAUAAAACUUGCAACUUCACAGGAUGAAAUUUUGCUAAAACUAUCCAAAACAAUCAAAGAUGGCUGGCCUGAGCGCGAUGAACUGCCACCUGACAUACAGUUCUACCAUACAUUUAGAGAUGAAUUAGUUUCUCAGGACGGACUCAUCUUCAAGGGAGACCGUAUUGUAAUUCCACUCACAUUGAAAGAUGAAAUUCUACAAAGGGUACAUUCUAGCCACAUUGGAAUCCAAGGAUGUUACCUCAGGACCAAAGAAUCUCUAUAUUGGCCGAACAUGAUGAAGGCUAUCGAAACCUACAUUAAGAAAUGUCAUGUCUGCGCUACCAUACAAGGUGAGCAAGACUUCUUUGAAAUUGACCGUCUACAUGAUAGGAAAUCAAAGGAAGUCAUAAACAAAUUCAAAGCCCAAAUGGCUAGACAUGGAAUUCCUGGUAUGCUGAUUUCAGACAAUGGACCUCCCUUCGAAAUGCCAGUUGGACAACAAAGACCUUUCUUGGCACUACUCGAUUGGAGAAACACUCCUUCAGAAAAUAUCGGAAGUUCUGCUGUCCAGAGACUAAUGGGACGUCGUACAAGAACACUACUACCAACAAAAUCUAAACUUUUGAAACCAUCCCUACCGACAAAUGUCAAAGAGCAAUUAGCAAAACGGAAAUCUCUGUCAGAGUUCUAUUAUAACCGAACAGCUAAAAACAUACCAAAGAUUAAUAUCGGGGAAACCGUGAGAAUUCGACCUUUUGGAAAGGAAAAAACCUGGACUAAGGCAAAAGUUGACGAGAAAGUUAAUAUCCGCUCAUAUCAGGUUACUACAGAGGAUGGUCGCACCUAUCGUCGAAACAGGAAACAUCUGCGGCGCAGCAAUGAGCCAUUCAUUGGGAACAACGUAGUAGACCCCCCAAACUUUGAUAAUGUGAUGACUGAUAAGCCACCAUCAGCAGAGAAUCCCAAACCAUCAGCGGAUAAAAUUACUCCCAUCAGACGCUCUACAAGACAAAUAAAAAUGCCAAAACGUUUUGAAGAUUUUAAUAUCUACAAGUGA
Messenger RNA from Saccostrea echinata, 1383 nucleotides. RefSeq lists its product as uncharacterized. Lineage: Eukaryota; Metazoa; Mollusca; Bivalvia; Ostreida; Ostreidae. The transcript is spliced from 3 exons. The record is from RefSeq and is a predicted model, not a curated record. Bases 1 to 1383 code for a protein of 460 amino acids.